CUCUCCCGCCCUCUCCCACGUGGUGCAGGAGAAGGGUGGGGAUUCCGCGGUGCAUCACUUCCGUUCCUCUCGUGGUGUGGAGGAGCCGCGCGCGGACUAGGACAAUGCCUAAGUCAAAGGAACUUGUGUCUUCAAGCUCAUCUGCCAGUGAUUCAGAUAGUGAAGUUGACAAAAAGGCAAAGCGGAAAAAGCAAGCAGCUCCAGAAAAGCCUGUAAAGAAACAAAAGACGGGUGAAAGUUCAAAAGGUGCAGCUUCUUCUAAGCAAAGCAGUAACAGAGAUGAGAAUAUGUUUCAGAUUGGCAAAAUGAGGUAUGUCAGUGUUCGUGACUUUAAAGGGAAAGUCUUAAUUGAUAUUAGAGAAUAUUGGAUGGAUCAAGAAGGUGAAAUGAAGCCUGGCAGAAAAGGUAUUUCUUUAAAUCCAGAACAGUGGAACCAGCUGAAGGAACAGAUUUCUGAUAUUGAUGAUGCAGUAAGAAAACUGUAAAGACAGAGCCAUACAGAAACUUUUAUUUUAGGUGUUUAAAGCGGUCUUUUUACAUUGGCUUUUGUUUUCUAAAAUAUUGUUUUCCAAGCUAUUGUAUAUUUGGAUUGCAAAACGAUUUGUAAGAUGAAUACUUUUUUUAUGUGCAUUAAAAGUGUAUUCUGAGUGAGGCUAUUUGUGUAUACUUUACUAAAAGGAAGUGUGUUGCUUUCACCUCAUGAUGUAAAAUAAACAAAUCAAAUAAUAUGUAAAGCAUACUUGUUUAUGGCCUUUUGAUUGAAGGUGUUUGCUGAUAAGGCCACCUAAUAGCUUUAGUCUUUGUUUUAGUUUCAGCUUAAUUAACAGUUAAUAUGAAUUUGUUUUCUGAGGCAAUUUCUUAAAAUGUCUCCAUUUAAUUUUUUCUUUUAUUUCAUACUUUUUGGUAUUGCCCUGGCAGCUUUCUGCUUUAAGACUUGGUACAAACAGUGAAUACUUGGUAAAACACAUUUUUUGUAGAUAACUUUAAAUACUGUAUUUGCAAAUUUACCCUAUUUAUUCGGAUGUAAACAGUCCUGAGUAUAUAGACUUUUUUCCAUUACUUGCAUGAAGCAUUAUUAUAAACAGUAACACUUGAACACAAGCCACAUGCUAUUUCUUCCCAUUUUUCUCUAGCUUGCUUGACUUAGAAAAUACAAUUAGCCUUUUUUCUUGGACCCUAGAUUUUAGAAUGUGAUGCAUAAACUUUCACAGUAAUAGACAUAUACCUCAGAUUAAGAUAGUACUUAAAAGCUCCAAAUGUGGUUAUUAGUUAGGUACCCUUUUCAAGCUUUGCAUUAAAUCCAUUCUUGAACACUAACACAUACUAACUAGUUAUUCUAUAGAAAAGAACAGUUAACCUGUCUUUGUAGGGCUUUUGUUCGUUUGAGAAUAUUGCGUAAACAACGAUGCUUAAACUAGGCUGUGACACAGGUUAAACAGUCAAACAGGGUUCAAAUGGCUUCAGCCAAAAUGCCUGGCUAUCAUGCAUCUGCCCUGUACACACUGCUUGCCCAAACCACUUAACUUGGCUUGCUUUGUGUGGCUUACAUGUGCACAGCUGUUUUAUUUGUACAGAAGAUACUUAGCGCUUGCAGUGGAGCGCUGGUACAUAGUGGAUCAUGACUCGAGCGAACUUUGCUUGUCAUCAAUUGUACUAUUCUGGUAAGAGAAGCUUCUGUCCAGUGGAAGCUCUAUUAGACUAGAUGCUGCCCCAGUUGAAGGGCUUCUUGGUAGGUGUCACAAACAAUGGAUUGAAGAAGGGAGAGUAAGAUGUUUGAGUAGAACUUGGAGAGAUAAGGGGCACACCAGUACCUAAGUUAACAGUGAAAGAUCAAAGUUAGCUGACAUAUAAUAACUACAAUGAAGAAAUGCACAUUAGUGGAAUUGGAGAAGAGUUCAUUUUCUGACUUCUUUCAUCUUCUUCCUUCAAUUAACUGAAUUAACUUGAUGAAAAUUGACAUUUCAAGGCUAUGUAGUGAAUGUACAACCUAAUUCGGCUGUAAUUUUCCCAUUUGAUGUUAAUGUAGUUUUUAAAUUGUGUGGAUAAACAGGAUAUACCAUUUGUUUAAUUUUGGAAUAUCUUAAUAGAAUUGUUUAUAUUGCACACAGGCAUGGAAGUGCCACACACAGACUGUUCCUGUGCUGCGGAGUUUAUAAUUCAAUACAAAUAGGUAUUGAAGGGCGAGGAAGGGUGACUUCAUCAAAUUAAAUAUAUAUUACUUAAUUUAAUUAUUAUAUCAGAUACAUCCACCUGCUUUUUAACUUACCCAUUGUUGACAUAUUACAAAUAAAGUUAAACUCUGCUUUUGUGUAGCUCAGGAAAUUUUUAAGAACUGCUUGAGGGUGAGUAAAAGGGUGAAGAGAUGUUUUGUGGUAGCAGAUGUAUUUUGGGGUACAGCAUUUUUUUUGAGUGACUCUUAAAGGCUUGUAGGGGUAUUUGGACCAAAUAGAAUAAAUAUGAAGUAGGUGUUUUUUAUUUGUGGUAUGUAUAUAUGAUAUUUUCCCUUUAAAUCUGAAAUUUUGCAACCAGAUUUCACCCAUUUUACCUCAAAACUUCCAUGUGGCUACUUUAAAGUGCAUGAUACAUUAGAGGGAACAUUGUCCUCACUUCGAUUACUGUGGUAGUAAGUCAUUGGCAGUUGUGUAUCAGAGUACAAUAUAAUUUUUUUCAGGAAGGUGGAGAAUUAAUUUCGUUCAAUUGGGGGGAGUAAGUGAAAAAUUUUUAAUAUAGUGAUUAGUUCUCUUGUGGAAACUGAUGAUAGAGGUAUUCAAAGAAAUUAGUAUUUAUUAACCAAGAACUAUUAGUUCCUGUUAUAGAUAACCCCCUUGCUGAAUUUGUGGUGAUAAUUACUGGACCUGUUUAUGCCAUUUUACUUGAUAAAACUUCGGGCAGUUUGAUUUUACUUAGCUUCUGUUUUUAAAAAUAGUUUUCCAUCUGCCAGUUAUGUUUCUGCGUGUAAUAAUGAUAAAACACCAUGUAUUUUACCCGAGCCAGUCUUAACAUCUGCAUGAAUGUCCUACAAAAAAGGUAACUAAAUAAACCAGUCAGUUUCACAGAUGAACUCCAAAUGGGAUGAGUUAAAUUGUGAGGGAAUUCAUUGCACCUCAGAUAACUGAUGUGCUUGUUACUUGAUAAAAAUUUGACACAUUCAGUGUUAUUUUGAAAUAAAUAGUUGGUAGUGGUUUAUCAUGUAAUUAUCUACAGCUGCAGUCUUUCCAAUUUGAGAAGAAAAUUCAGAUUGUUUUUUUAAUAAAGAUUAUUUUCUUGCAGACAAAAUGUUAGUUAGGGUACAUAUAGAAGAGUCCAUGGAAGAAAACUGCAUGUAUGAAAAGGCUGUGUAAUAUGACGUAAAAACACUGCUCCCUUUCCCACUGAAGUGGCAAAAGAAAGAUGCAUUUGUUUCUUGAUGUUUAUGCAGGGCAUAUUAGCAAUAUGUUUUAUAAGUUAAACCUACUGUGGAGCUUAGGAGGCAAAAUACUUCACAGUUAGAGCUGCCAAAGUACCAUAUGUGUGAUGAAUCAAGCUGUCAUGUACAAUGUUGCUCUUAUGUAGAGGUGUUCAUAUUGAAAUUAAACACAGUACUAAGUUUGAUAUUUCUGUUAAAGGAAAUGCCCCAGUUACUUCUUAUGUGAUCUGUUAGCAAAAAAAAAAAAGAUGAUUGUAAUUCUGGUAACUCAAAUGUCAUAUUGUUAACCAUGUGGAAUGUUACAUGUUAUGCUCUGGUGGGAUCUACUGCAGAGAGGCCACUGAAAAGAUGAGCCCUCCAACUGUAAUUACCUUAAUGUUCAAAUAAAAAAAUAGUUAAAUGGCAUAUGUGUAAUAACAAUUUGAACACUUAGAAAUAAAUGAAGACUUCUGUUGA
Messenger RNA from Aquila chrysaetos chrysaetos, 3862 nucleotides. RefSeq names its product SUB1 regulator of transcription (gene SUB1). Gene Ontology annotation, biological process: positive regulation of transcription initiation by RNA polymerase II. NCBI's taxonomy places the organism in Eukaryota, Metazoa, Chordata, Aves, Accipitriformes, Accipitridae. The transcript is spliced from 5 exons. Gene Ontology annotation, cellular component: nucleus; transcription regulator complex. Bases 105 to 485 code for a protein of 126 amino acids. The record is from RefSeq and is a predicted model, not a curated record. Gene Ontology annotation, molecular function: transcription coactivator activity; DNA binding.